This is a messenger RNA of Phytophthora nicotianae INRA-310, 1784 nucleotides long. RefSeq lists its product as hypothetical. Gene Ontology annotation, molecular function: NEDD8 activating enzyme activity. Gene Ontology annotation, cellular component: cytoplasm; nucleus. NCBI's taxonomy places the organism in Eukaryota, Oomycota, Peronosporomycetes, Peronosporales, Peronosporaceae. The record is from RefSeq and is a predicted model, not a curated record. Gene Ontology annotation, biological process: protein neddylation. The transcript has a single exon. Bases 109 to 1620 code for a protein of 503 amino acids.
GUCGAAAGUGUCGAGUUGCUGCGUGCGUCCUAAAAAGCAAGGACCAACACUCUCUCAUCUGCCGCCUUCCCCAGCUACCCACCGCUUGUCCCGCUGGGAGCGACGUUUAUGGCCUCACCGUCUGCGUCUCCUCCGUCGCCUUCUCUUGCUCACAAGAAGCCUAAGCUCAGUCACCCUGAUACUACUGCGCCUUCUUGUUCGCUAGCCACGACCUCCUCCUCUUGCGCCAUGAAGACCAACACUCUGCACUCGGUACGCGGUAACCAGCGUCACUGGGAUCUCACACGUUUAUUAAGCCACCGUACAGCCUUCCCUGCCGAAACGUCGACUGUGGCGCUGGGCGAAUUCGACCCGGACGCCGCGCAGGACACACUCAGCUUCCUGCAGGACGAAUGCCGCGUCCUAAUUAUAGGCGCCGGUGGACUGGGAUGCGAGCUACUGAAGAACGUAGUGCUCUCAGGCUUCACCAAGGUGGACAUUAUCGACAUGGACACGAUCGACGUGUCCAACUUGAACCGCCAGUUCCUGUUCCGCGCCACAGACGUGGGCAAGUCCAAGGCCGAAUGUGCUGCAGCAUUUGUCCGCACUCGCAUGGCCUCAGAGGACUCGAAAGUGGACAUUACGCCACAUUUCAAGAAGGUACAGGACAUGGACGCGGACUUUUACCGCCAGUUCCACGUGAUCCUCUCGGGUCUCGACAAUAUCGAAGCACGUCGCUAUCUGAACUCACUGGUGGUGUCACUUGCCGAGGUGGACGAGGACGGAGACGUGGACCCAUCCACCAUCAUUCCGCUUAUCGACGGUGGCACCGAAGGUCUGCGCGGUCAGGCGCGUGUCAUCAUCCCUAGGAUCACGAGCUGCUUCGAGUGCUCGCUCGAGACGUUCCCACCGCAAAAGAGCUUCCCUAUGUGCACCAUCGCAGAGACGCCCAGACAAGCAGCACACUGUAUCGCCUAUGCGUUCAUUGUACUAUGGCCACGAGAGUUUCCCGAGAAGAAACUGGACAAAGACUCACCCGAGCACAUGCAGUGGGUCUAUCAGGCGGCUAAAGACCGAGCGGAACAGUUUGGAAUUAGCGGAGUGACGUACAGUUUAACGUUGGGAGUGGUGAAGAAUAUCAUCCCAGCUGUAGCGUCGACAAAUGCAGUGGUGUCGGCCAUGUGUGUGAGUGAGGCACUUAAGGCCAUGAGCUACUGCAGUCGCUUGAUGAACAAUUACCACAUGCAUAUGGGCGCUACGGGCUGCUAUUCGCACACGUUCCAGUACGAUCGGAAAAGUGACUGCGUUGUAUGUUCGUCCCAGCAGAAAACGCUGCAAGUGGAUCCGGACGCCAUGACGCUACAGAAAUUGAUCGACGAGCUCUGUGGCGACGACUUCCGGCUUCUGAAACCCUCAAUCAGCUCCGCUAAUGCCAAUUUGUUCAUGCAGGGCCCGCCAGCUCUGCGUGCUGCUACCAGCCCCAAUCUAGCCAAGCCGCUGCGUGAACUGGUGAAGGACGGAGAGAACCUCACAGUCACAGACGCAGUUUUCGUGGGCGACAUGGCGCUGUCAUUGCAAAUUAUCUUCAAGCCGACGAUUAAAAAUGGGGUAGAAAAGCCGACGCCAAUGGAAGAAGAUUGAGUCAAGUCGUGUCGGCCAGCUAACGCUGCCUAAAUCGAUAUAAGUAAGGCUGCACUCAAUUACCCAUACUCAACUUAAUCCCUUAGCUGUCUGUUGGACUGACUAAACAGAUACAGAUUGCUCGUUCGGCUUCUGGUGGAUCAGCAACUUCUCCAGUAGCCGCA